Messenger RNA from Entelurus aequoreus (snake pipefish), 2946 nucleotides. Its product is annotated as RNA-binding protein 47-like. Gene Ontology annotation, molecular function: mRNA binding. The record is from RefSeq and is a predicted model, not a curated record. Gene Ontology annotation, cellular component: nucleus. Lineage: Eukaryota; Metazoa; Chordata; Actinopteri; Syngnathiformes; Syngnathidae. The transcript has 7 exons. The coding region runs from base 247 to 1962 and encodes 571 amino acids.
CCACACACAGGUGCCAGAGAGGGAGGACGCAGAGACGGAAGCGCCAUGGACGGAGGAUCCCGCACCUGAGCUUUGGUCUGCUUGGUCUGGACUUUCUUCUCUGAGAGGCUGACGGAGAGAACCUGACGGACAGAUGAGAACGUGACGUCCCUCUCUGGAUUGUCACCGCCGAACUCCUGACCAACUUGUGACGACUCCAGCCCGUCAUCGUCCAGGCCACAGAUCUGAUCGGAUGGUUUUGUCAGAAUGACAGCCGAAGACCCUGCAAACUCUUCAACCAUGAGCAACAAUACCGCCUCCAAGUCCACCGCUGCGUCCCACCCUGCUCUCCUUGCGCAGAACCCCAUUGUCGAAGGUGUCGUGGGCACCCCCAACGAGGCCGCCCUGGUGGCCUUGAUGGAGCGCACGGGCUACACCAUGGUCCAGGAGAACGGCCAACGUAAAUACGGGCCUCCGCCUGGCUGGAACGGCCCGUCGCCACAGAGAGGAUGCGAGAUUUUUGUGGGCAAGAUCCCAAGAGAUGUUUAUGAGGAUGAGCUGGUGCCCGUGUUUGAGUCUGUGGGACGCAUCUACGAGAUGCGCCUGAUGAUGGACUUUGACGGGAAGAACCGAGGCUACGCGUUUGUGAUGUACACUGAAAAACACGAGGCCAAACGAGCCGUGCGGGAUCUCAACAACUACGAGGUACGGCCCGGCCGGCUCCUGGGCGUUUGCUCCUCUGUGGACAACUGCCGUCUGUUCAUCGGCGGUAUCCCCAAGACCAAAAAGCGGGAGGAGAUCCUGGAGGAGGUCUCCAAAGUGACGGAGGGCGUGCUGGAUGUGAUCGUUUACGCCAGCGCCGCCGACAAGAUGAAGAACCGCGGCUUUGCCUUCGUAGAAUACGAGUCGCACCGCGCUGCCGCCAUGGCCCGUAGGAAACUGAUGCCCGGGCGCAUUCAGCUCUGGGGCCAUCAGAUCGCAGUCGACUGGGCGGAGCCAGAAAUUGACGUGGAUGAAGAUGUUAUGGAGACAGUGAAGAUCCUUUACGUCAGGAAUCUCAUGAUGGAAACCAGCGAGGAAACGAUCAAACAGGUCUUCAGCCAGUGGAACCCAGGCUGCGUAGAACGAGUGAAGAAAAUCCGCGACUACGCUUUCGUUCACUUCACCACCCGGGACGAUGCGGUGCUGGCCAUGGACCACCUCAACGGGACAGAGGUGGAGGGCUCGUGCAUCGAGGUGACCCUCGCCAAGCCGGUGGACAAAGAGCAGUACUCCCGGCAGAAGGCCUCAAAGGGGGGUUCUGCCGCUCCGGAAGCCCCGCAGCAGAACUACGUCUACCAGUGUGACCCCUACACGCUGGCCUACUACGGCUAUCCCUACAGCACCCUCAUCGGACCCAACAGAGACUACUUUGUCAAAGCAGGUACUGUGCGAGGCCGUGGUCGCGCCACCACAGGUAACCGUACCCCUGGUCCCCGGGGGUCGUACCUGGGGGGUUACUCUGCCGGUCGUGGCAUCUACAGCCGCUACCACGAGGUGGCGUUGCCCGCUCUGGCCGGGCAGUACCCCAUGUUCAGCGCGGCGCCUGCAGCCAAGCUGAUGGAGGAGGGUAAAGUGCACCCCAUGGAGCACCUGAUGAACCCUCUGGCCUUGCAGCACCCGGAACACACGGCCGCCCCUGCUGCUGCCGCCACCGUGCUGCCGGUGUCCACUCCUCCCCCUUUUCAGGGUCGCCCCAUCACUCCCGUCUACGCCAUGGCCCACAGCGUGCCCCGCAUCUCAGCGGCGGCGGCCGGCGGCCUCUACGGCGCGAGUUACAUCCCCAUCACAAACUACGCCGCCAACACGGCGGCUCUGGCCGCCCUGCAGAAGAACGCGGCGGUGGCGGCCGCGGCGUACGGAGGCUACGCCGGCUACGCCGUGCCGCAGGCCUUCCCCGCCGCCGCCUUCCAGAUGCCCCUCCCAGACAUCUACCAGUAUUGAUGCGCCCGCCGUGAGUCCCAGGGCCUUCUCCUGCUGCUGCCUGGCACUGCAUCUUUGGGACUUCACACACGCCAUCUUGUCCACACAGGUGGUCUACUUAUGUGUGUGUGGGGGGGGGGGGCAACAUCUCUCACCCCCCCGCCAGCAUCAGUUGCUAUAGCAACAAGACCUGAAGGUACAUUGAAGUAUUUAUGAAGAGAAGACAUAUUUAACUUGGAGGAUUAUUAAUACUCUCAGAUAUUCAAUACUAAACAUAUUAUUCAGACUAAAGGACCUUCUAGAACACGGGUGUCAGACUCUGAGGGCCACAUCGUUUUUAUGGGCCGCUUGGAACCCGGAAGAAUUGAUGAAUAUACAAGUCACCCCAUGACAUGAUUACACCAUUGUCUGGGCCACAUGUGUCAUACUCAAGACCGAACCUGGCCCGCCACAUCAAAUUAUGUGAUAUGCCUCGUUAUUUUAUGUGGCCUGCCGCAUCAUUUUAUGUGAUAUGCCUCAUUUUUAAGUGGCCUGCCACAUCAUUUUAUGUGAUAUGACACAUUAAUUUUAAGUGGCCUGUGAUAUGACGCAUUAAUUUUAAGUGGCCUGCCACAUCAUUUUAUGUGAUAUGCCUAUCCACCCAUCCAUUUUCUACCGCAUGUGUAUGACGCAAUAUUUACAUGGCCUGCCACAUAAUUUUAUGUGAUAUGCCACAUUAAUUUAUAUGGACCGCCACAUGAUUUUAUGUGAUAUGCCUCAUUUUUAAGUGGCCUGCCACAUCAAUUAAUGUGAUAUGACACAUUAAUUUAUGUGGCCUGCCACAACAUUUUAUGUGAUAUGACGCAUUUAUUUUAAGUGGCCGGCCACAUCAUCUUAUGUGAUAUGACGCAAUAAUUUAUGUGGCCUGCCACAUCAUUUUAUGUGAUAUGCCACAUUAAUUUAUAUGGACCGCCACAUCAUUUUAUUUGAUAUGCCUUGUUAAUUUAUGUGGCCUGCCGCGUAAUU